Molecule: messenger RNA, 687 nt
Organism: Elaeis guineensis (African oil palm)
Lineage: Eukaryota; Viridiplantae; Streptophyta; Magnoliopsida; Arecales; Arecaceae
Source: RefSeq, a predicted model, not a curated record
AUGGCCGCAGCGCUGAACGACGCCGCCACCCACAUCGCCGCCAGUGAACUGCCCUUCGAGCAACGCCUGGCGCUGCUGGUGCAGCGCGAGGUGGACUGGCGCGACAGCAAACGCCUGGAGCGCCUCUUGAAGACCGCCCGGCUGAAGGUCUCCAGCGCUUGCCUGGAGGACAUCGACUGGCGGGGCAGCCGAGGUUUGAGUCGGGAAGUCAUCACCAGCCUGGCCGGCGGGGACUGGCUGCGCCAUGGCCACAACGUCCUGCUCACCGGCGCCACGGGCUGUGGCAAGACGUGGCUGGCGUGUGCGCUGGGUCAGCAGGCCGUACGCCUGGGCUUCUCGGUGCUCUACACCCGCGCACCACGCCUGCUGGAGGAACUGCAUGUGGCCCACGGUGACGGCAGCUUUGGCAAACGGCUGGCGCAACUGGCCAAGCUGGAUUUGCUCAUUCUGGAUGACUUCGGCAUUGCCCCGAUUGCUGCACACGAACGCAAUGACCUGCUGGAACUGCUGGACGACCGUGUGGGCACGCGCUCAACGCUCAUCACCAGCCAACUGCCAGUGACGGCCUGGCACGCCUGGCUGGACGAGCCCACGCUGGCCGACGCCAUCCUGGACCGCAUCGUCCAUGGCUCGCACAAGAUGGCCCUCAAAGGCGAGUCCAUGAGAAAGGUCGCCAGGGCCGCUUGA